Telopea speciosissima is the source of this 1986-nucleotide messenger RNA. RefSeq names its product polyamine oxidase 5-like. Gene Ontology annotation, molecular function: polyamine oxidase activity. The transcript has 10 exons. The record is from RefSeq and is a predicted model, not a curated record. Bases 352 to 1830 code for a protein of 492 amino acids. Lineage: Eukaryota; Viridiplantae; Streptophyta; Magnoliopsida; Proteales; Proteaceae. Gene Ontology annotation, cellular component: peroxisome. Gene Ontology annotation, biological process: polyamine catabolic process.
CGUCGUGUGGGUUACCACAAAGACUCUCUUAUUAGAAGGCCAGUGGCAGAAGAAACCUUCGUCCUCCUCCGCAACCCAAAACCAAGAAAACUCUUCGUUCGUCUCUUUUCCUCUCUUUUCCGUCUCCUCGUUUCGAUUCUCUGUUCAGAGAUUCAUUAAAGAAAAAUCUGCAUUUGCCUGUAUGAAGGGAUGAGCUGGUUUGACAAGCUACGUUGUUCGUCGAAUUCGAGCCAUUUCAUUGCCGGACUCUUGAUCUUUAUACUUUAUCAUUCCUUCCAGUUAAUUUCUAAUUCUUUAAUUCCUAUAAAGCUCUAAACGCCAUUCAGAUUACUGCUGUUUCUUUCUUUUUCAAUGGAUCCCAAAGAUUUCUUAUGCAAUAAUUUGAUGGAUGGUUCCUUGUUUUCACACAUUGAGAGACAACCACCUUCCUUGCCUUCAGUCAUUGUCAUAGGUGGGGGGAUUUCUGGGAUUGCUGCUGCCCGUGCCCUUCGUGAUGCAUCUUUCAAGGUGCUCUUGUUAGAGUCACGGGACAGACUUGGUGGCCGUAUUCACACCGACUUCUCAUUUGGUUGUCCUGUUGAUAUGGGGGCAUCAUGGUUACAUGGUGUCUGUAAUGAGAACUCCUUGGCUCCACUGAUACGUUGUCUGGGACUUACAUUAUACCGUACAAGUGGUGACAACUCUGUGUUAUAUGACCAUGAUUUGGAAAGUUAUGUGCUUUUUGAUAUGGAAGGCCGUCAAGUUCCUCAACAACUAGUCAUCAAAGUUGGAGAGAUAUUCAAAAGGAUUCUCAAAGAGACGGAAAAAGUAAGGGAUGAACACACUGAGGACAUUUCAGUUCUUCAAGCCAUUUCAAUCGUAAUGGAUAGGCAUCCAGAUUUGAGACAAGAAGGACUUGCUCAUGAAGUUCUGCAGUGGUACAUAUGCAGAAUGGAAGCUUGGUUUGCGGCAGAUGCGGAUAUGAUUUCACUGAAAGCUUGGGAUCAGGAGCAUGUUCUUUCUGGGGGCCACGGACUCAUGAAGCAGGGUUAUUACCCAGUGAUUAAGGCUUUAGCGGAAAAUAUUGAUAUACGCUUGAAUCACAGGGUUACAAGGAUUGCCAAUUGGUUCAAUAAAGUGAUUCUUACUGUUGAAGAUGGGAGAUGCUUUGUUGCGGAUGCUGCUAUCAUAACAGUCCCUUUGGGAGUUCUGAAAGCCAAUCUAAUUGAGUUUGAGCCCAAAUUACCUCAGUGGAAACUUGAUGCAAUAUCUGAUAUGGGUUUUGGAAAUGAAAACAAGAUUGCCUUAUGUUUUGACACGGUCUUUUGGCCAAAUGUGGAAUUAUUAGGCAUUGUUGCACAAACUUCGUAUUCCUGUGGCUAUUUUCUCAAUCUUCAUAAGGCAACAGGCCACCCUGUACUUGUCUAUAUGGCUGCUGGAAGGUUUGCUUAUGACAUAGAGAAGUUAUCUGAUGAAGCUGCUGCUAAUUUUGUGAUGGUGCAACUCAAGAAAAUGCUUCCUAAUGCAAAGGAUCCGGUUCAGUAUCUUGUUUCACGCUGGGGCACAGAUCCAAACUCUCUUGGUUCUUACUCCUACGACUUGGUUGGGAAGUCAGCAGAUUUGUAUGAGAAGCUCCAAGCUCCUGUUGGUAGCCUUUUCUUUGGUGGUGAGGCUGUGAGUUUGGAUCAUGCUGGUUCUGUUCAUGGAGCUUACACAGCUGGACUGAUGGCUGCUGAAGACUGCAGGAGUUAUCUAUUGAAGCAGCUUGGUAAUAUGGAACUGCUCCAGUUCGUCUCCUCUGAGGAGGAAAUUGUUGAAGCCACUGUUCCUAUCCAAAUUUCAAGGAUGUGAGCUCCAUAUAAUAUCCUAAUAAACCAUGUUUUUGUUGAUAGCAUUGAGAAUAAUUGCAGCUAUCUCUCAUUAUUGAUUUAUACAUGGAUAAAUACACUGAUUGUUCAACCAGAUGUCUAUAUCAAAUACGCAUAUGAAAAUUCAAGGACAAUUUCU